CUUUUGAUGUUAAAGGAGCAUACUGAGAAGGCACGAGUACCUCCCACCGUUGUCUGAUUCUUGCUGCAGUCUGUUCUGUUCUCUGAACACUGAUGAAUAACCACGCAUCUUCAACACCAUCUACCAUGAAGUUAAAACAGACCAUCAACCCCAUUCUUUUAUUUUUCAUACACUUAAUAAUAUCAUUUUACACACUUCUAACAUACAUUCCGUUUUAUUUCUUAUUUGACUCAAGACAAGAGAAAUCAGACCAAAUUAAAGCAAAGCCUGUGAAUACGAAGCCUGACUCAGCAUACAGAUCUGUUCAUAGUGUGAAUCAUUUGGCUUCAAUAUUGUACCCCGGCUGUGAUACACUAGAUAAAAUUUUUAUGUAUGCAAAAAACAAAUUUAAAGACAAAAGACUUUUGGGAACACGUGAACUUUUAAAUGAAGAAGAUGAAGUACAACCAAAUGGAAAAAUCUUUAAAAAGGUUAUUCUUGGACACUAUAAUUGGCUCUCCUAUGAAGACGUCUUCGUUCGAGCCUUUAAUUUUGGCAAUGGCUUACAGAUGUUGGGACAGAAACCGAAGACCAACAUUGCCAUUUUCUGUGAGACCAGGGCGGAGUGGAUGAUUGCUGCACAGGCCUGUUUCAUGUAUAACUUCCAGCUUGUCACAUUAUAUGCUACCCUGGGAGGUCCAGCCAUUGUUCAUGGACUAAAUGAAACAGAAGUGACCAAUAUCAUUACAAGUAAAGAACUUUUACAAACAAAGUUGAAGGAUAUAGUUUCAUUGGUCCCCCGCCUACGGCACAUUAUCACCGUUGAUGGGAAGCCACCAACUUGGUCCGAGUUCCCCAAAGGUGUCAUUGUACAUACCAUGGCUGCAGUGCAGGCCCUGGGCGCAAAGGCCAGCACGGAAACCAAGCCUCAUAGCAAACCAUUGCCAUCAGACAUUGCAGUCAUCAUGUACACGAGUGGGUCCACAGGAAUCCCAAAGGGCGUCAUGAUCUCCCACAGCAACAUCAUUGCUGGUAUAACUGGGAUGGCGAGGAGGAUUCCCAAACUGGGAGAGGACGAUGUAUAUAUUGGGUACCUGCCCCUGGCCCAUGUUCUAGAACUCAGUGCAGAGCUGGUUUGUCUUUCUCAUGGAUGCCGCAUUGGGUACUCUUCACCACAGACGUUAGCAGAUCAGUCUUCAAAAAUAAAAAAAGGAAGCAAAGGGGAUACAUCCAUGUUGAAACCAACCCUGAUGGCAGCUGUCCCGGAAAUCAUGGAUCGAAUCUAUAAGAAUGUCAUGAAUAAAGUGAAUGAAAUGAGUAGUUUUCAGCGGAAUUUGUUUAUUCUGGCCUAUAAUUAUAAGAUGGAGCAGAUUUCAAAAGGGCAUAGUACUCCAUUGUGUGACAGCUUUGUUUUCCGGAAAGUUCGAAGCUUGCUAGGUGGAAAUAUUCGCCUUUUAUUGUGUGGUGGUGCUCCGCUUUCUGCAACCACACAGCGAUUCAUGAAUAUCUGUUUUUGCUGUCCUGUUGGUCAGGGAUAUGGACUCACUGAAUCCACAGGGGCUGGAACAAUUACAGAAGUGUGGGACUACAAUACUGGCCGAGUGGGAGCACCACUAGAUUGCUGUGAAAUCAAAUUAAAGAACUGGGAGGAAGGUGGAUAUUUUAAUACUGAUAAACCACAUCCCCGAGGUGAAAUUCUUAUCGGUGGUCAGAAUGUAACAAUGGGAUACUACAAAAAUGAAGCCAAGACAAAAGCUGACUUCUUUGAAGAUGAAAAUGGGCAGAGAUGGCUCUGUACUGGAGAUAUUGGAGAGUUUGACCCUGAUGGUUGUUUGAAGAUUAUUGAUCGUAAAAAGGACCUUGUAAAACUACAGGCAGGGGAAUAUGUUUCUCUUGGGAAAGUGGAAGCAGCUCUGAAGAAUCUCCCUCUGAUUGAUAACAUUUGUGCAUAUGCAAACAGCUAUCAUUCUUAUGUCAUUGGCUUUGUUGUGCCAAAUCAAAAGGAACUAACAGAACUAGCUUUGAAGAAAGGACUUAAAGGGUCGUGGGAGGAGCUGUGUAACAGCAGUGAGAUGGAAAACGAGGUCCUGAAGGUGCUUUCUGAAGCUGCUGUUUCAGCAAGUCUGGAAAAGUUUGAAAUCCCACUAAAAAUUCGUUUGAGUCCUGAGCCGUGGACCCCCGAAACUGGCCUGGUGACAGAUGCUUUCAAGUUGAAGCGCAAAGAGCUCAAAACACACUACCAGGCGGACAUUGAGCGGAUGUAUGGAAGGAAGUGAUCAUUCCCUCGGGCAUCCGUUGCUCCCCUGAGCUCAGAUCAAAUAGGAAAAUACUUGAAAUGCAUGUCUCGACCCUGAGGCGGACUCCAUCCCUCGUCCUACACCGAGGUUGUUACUUCUCAUGCCACCAUUUCUCACUGACAGGAUUAGUAAAGUAUUAAGACAGCAAAUUUGUGUCUGUCUCCUCUUUGCUCUCUUCCAGCUUCACCUUUCCACCACGACUGGACUUGUCAGCAGGAGAAUUUCUCUCAGUCACAUUGGGAAGCAGUGAUUUUAAAACCUCAAGUUUUUAAACAUGAUUUAUAUGUUCUGUAUAGUGUUCAGUUUGUAACUUUUUAAAGUUUGGAUGUAUAGAGGGAUAAAUAGGAAAAUAUAAGAAUUGGUUAUUUGGGGGCUUUUUUACUUAUUGUAUUUAAAAAUACAAGAGUAUUGAUGUGAAAUUAUGUAAAUUUCAAAUGCUUAUGAAUCAAAUCAUUGUUGAACAAAAGAUUUGUUGCUGUGUAAUUAUUGUCUUGUAUGCAUUUGAGAGAAAUAAAUAUACCUAUACUUAUGUUUUAAGAAAUGGAGGACUUGU
Molecule: messenger RNA, 2829 nt
Organism: Dipodomys ordii (Ord's kangaroo rat)
Lineage: Eukaryota; Metazoa; Chordata; Mammalia; Rodentia; Heteromyidae
Gene: Acsl3
Product: acyl-CoA synthetase long-chain family member 3
Exons: 15
Coding region: 93-2255 (720 amino acids)
Biological process (GO): neuron differentiation; long-chain fatty-acyl-CoA metabolic process; long-chain fatty acid metabolic process
Cellular component (GO): lipid droplet; plasma membrane; endoplasmic reticulum
Molecular function (GO): long-chain fatty acid-CoA ligase activity
Source: RefSeq, a predicted model, not a curated record